Spizellomyces punctatus DAOM BR117 is the source of this 907-nucleotide messenger RNA. Its product is annotated as profilin. The record is from RefSeq and is a predicted model, not a curated record. Gene Ontology annotation, cellular component: cell cortex. NCBI's taxonomy places the organism in Eukaryota, Fungi, Chytridiomycota, Chytridiomycetes, Spizellomycetales, Spizellomycetaceae. Gene Ontology annotation, molecular function: actin monomer binding. The coding region runs from base 146 to 526 and encodes 126 amino acids. The transcript is spliced from 4 exons.
CGUAUUUAAGGCCGUAGCGCUUCGUUCGUCCCCUUCCCAACUGCACGCUCGUUUGCUUUUCAUCGCUCAUCACACAUCUCGUGUUUUUCUGUUAUUUCGUUGCUCCGUUCCUCGCAAACCUCUCCUUCAACACUAUCUGUAAAACAUGUCCUGGCAAGCGUACGUCGACAGCAACCUGAUUGGUACCGGAAAGAUUCAGCAAGCGGCCAUUCACGGUCUUGAUGGCUCUCUCUGGGCAACCUCCAAGGGCUUCAGCGUCGCGCAAAACGAAGUCCAAACCCUCAUCAAGUCUUUCACAGAUGCUUCUACCAUCCGCGCCAGCGGUAUUCACCUGAACGGCUCCAAGUACUUUACGCUUCGGGCCGAUGACCGUAGUAUCUACGGCAAGCAGGGACAGGGCGGUGUUGUCAUUGUGAAGACAAAGCAGGCCGUCUUGAUCGGCGUUUACGAUGCUCCAGUUCAAGCGGGUGAGGCGACAAAGGUUGUAGAAGGAUUGGCUGACUAUCUCAUUAGCGUAAACUACUAAACUGCCACAGCGCACGUUUAUCCCCACAUUUAUACAAGAAAUGCUUGAAAAUAUGACUAGGAUAUGAUGAGAUUGCGGGGGAUAUUUUUUCUGCACACUCUCAUGUCCGUGAUAAUAUACCUUGUCCUCUGUUAGUUGAUCCCUUGAAUACUAGUGUUCGUGUGGUCAUCGGCACAUUCAUGUCUUAAUCUCGAACACCUGAUGCCGUGACGAUUCACCUGCUAUUGAAUGGCUCUGAGAAUGAACGCCUUGGUCUGGCUUAAAUAUCCUGCUAGUAUAGCUCGCCAAAUCAGCGACAUUAUCGCGAGGUGUUUUACAUGCGCCAAAAAGACUAAUGAUAAAUUAACAUGUCACUGAGAAUUACAUAUAACUGCAUCAAAC